GCAAGCUAACAUACUGGAAAUAUAAAUAGUGCUAGUUUCGUUCCAAUUAGAAAUGAGUUUCUUUGAGAAAUGGAAAGCAGUAUCUGCAAUGAUUGUUGUUGAAUUUGCUCUGGCUGUUGUAAAUGCUCUAUUCAAAAAAGUACUCAAUAGAGGAAUGAAUCAAUUGGUGAUAAGUACGUAUAGGUUUUCAAUUUCUACGAUUUUCUUAACUCCCAUCGCGUGUUUCCUAGAGAGGAAUUUUAUAUCGAAUUUGACAGGUCGUGUUGUGUGUUCUCUGUUUUUCAGCGCGCUUUUGGGGGGUACGCUCACUCAAUAUUUCUUCCUGAUUGGACUUAAAUACACCUCAACAACAUUUAGUUGCGCGUUCAUCAAUAUGGUUCCUAUCAACACAUUCAUCAUGUCAUUGCUACUCAGGCAAGAGAACAUAAAUAUGAAGUGCAAAAGUGGGAGAGCUAAGGCAUUAGGAACCUUAUGUUGUCUUGGAGGAGCCUUAAUACUUACUCUAUACAAAGGAAUGCCAUUGAUGAAUCAAUCAGCACCAGAAGUUGAAGUGAACCACAAUAUAAAGAGUUGGAUUGUUGGUUCAUCAUUUCUAUUCGCGGGGAGCCUCGUGUGGUCUUCGUGGUUUCUUAUACAAGAUAGGAUUGGGAAGGACUAUCCUUAUCAGUAUUCAAGCACAGCAAUAAUGUCAUUUCUUGGAGCCAUUCAAUCUGCAAUCUUGAGCUUGGUUAUUGAUAGAAACACAUCUACAUGGUUUCUCAAAGGAACUUUAGAGAUCUCAACUGUCAUAUAUGCUGGAAUGGUGGGAUCAGGUUUAUGCUAUGUGGUCAUGUCAUGGUGUGUAAAGCAAAAGGGUGCAGUAUUCACCUCUGCAUUUAGUCCAUUGAUUCAAAUAUUUGCUGCUGUGAUUGACAUCUCCAUACUUCAUGAACAAAUUCACCUUGGAAGCAUUUUGGGGUCCAUUUUGGUUAUUAUUGGCUUGUAUAUUCUUCUAUGGGGUAAAAGCAAAGACACAGAGAAUUUGAAGAAUUCUCCAACAACAGAAAAGAAUGUGCAGCCUACACUUCCUGUUACUUCCAGCCCAUCUCAUACAUAAGAAGGUUACAUAAUGCCAAAAGUGUAUAUCCAAUAUGGCUCUUUAUACUGUCAAAUCUUUCUAUAAUGACAUCAUUUGGCUGGAUAUUGUUUGACUCUUAUAGCAAACAUAUACUAUAACAUAACAUGAAAAGUUGGUUCCAAAAAA
Messenger RNA from Solanum stenotomum, 1243 nucleotides. RefSeq names its product WAT1-related protein At3g30340-like. Gene Ontology annotation, molecular function: transmembrane transporter activity. NCBI's taxonomy places the organism in Eukaryota, Viridiplantae, Streptophyta, Magnoliopsida, Solanales, Solanaceae. The transcript is spliced from 6 exons. The coding region runs from base 53 to 1096 and encodes 347 amino acids. The record is from RefSeq and is a predicted model, not a curated record. Gene Ontology annotation, cellular component: plasma membrane.